GUGCAGCCCUCCGUACGUGCCGGCCGCGCCGGGGCUGCGGGGCUGCCAGGAGCGGCGGACGGGCGGCGCUGCGCCGGGCGGUGGGUGCCGGGCGUGCAGCUGGAGGAGCUCGACAGGGCCACAGGACCAAAAUUCCCUGCCUGGCCUUGAGGGAGGCUUCCCUGCUGCUCCCCACCCUUCGUGCUGGAGCUCUCAGGCCCCGUCAGUGCUUACUUGCAGACCUAUAGGUGCAAGUGCCUCUGACCACCAUGGGGGAUGCCAUGGAAGCCAGCCCAGACCAGCAGGACUCCCUGGUCAGCAUGACAGAUGUGUUCCUCAUCUCCCUCCUCAUUGGCCUCUUCACUUACUGGUUCUUCUUCCGCAAGAAAAAGGAGGACCUCCCGGAGCUGCCCAAGAUACAGUUAGCAGCAGCUCCAGUGAGGGACAGCAGCUUCAUUGAGAAGAUGAAGAAGACGGGGAGGAACAUUGUGGUGUUCUACGGCUCGCAGACGGGCACGGCGGAGGAGUUUGCCAAUCGGCUGUCCAAGGACGCGCACCGCUACGGCAUGCGGGGCAUGGCCGCGGACCCCGAGGAGUACGACUUGGCGGACCUGAGUCGCCUGUCGGAGAUCGACAAGUCCCUGGCUGUGUUCUGCAUGGCCACCUACGGCGAGGGCGACCCCACUGACAACGCCCAGGACUUCUACGACUGGCUGCAGGAGGCAGACGCCGACCUGUCGGGGCUGCGCUUUGCAGUCUUUGGGCUGGGGAACAAGACCUACGAGCACUUCAAUGCCAUGGGGAAGUAUGUGGACAAGAGACUGGAGGAGCUGGGAGCCCAACGCAUCUUUGAGCUGGGGCUGGGAGAUGACGAUGGCAACUUGGAAGAAGACUUCAUCACCUGGAGAGAGCAGUUCUGGCCAGCAGUGUGUGAGCACUUUGGGGUGGAGGCUACAGGAGAAGAAUCCAGCAUCCGUCAGUACGAGCUGGUGGUGCACAGGGAGGUGAACAUGGCCAAGGUGUACACGGGGGAGAUGGGCAGGCUCAAGAGCUACGAGAACCAGAAGCCACCCUUUGAUUCCAAGAACCCUUUCCUGGCCCAGGUGACGGUGAACCGCAAGCUGAACGAGGGUGGGGAGAGGCAUCUCAUGCACCUGGAGCUGGAUAUCUCCAACUCCAAAAUCAGGUACGAGUCUGGAGACCACGUGGCUGUGUACCCAGCCAAUGACUCUUCCCUGGUGAACCAGAUUGGGGAGAUCCUGGGCACAGAUCUGGACACCAUCAUCUCCCUGAACAAUUUGGAUGAGGAAUCCAACAAGAAGCAUCCCUUCCCCUGCCCCACCUCCUACCGGACAGCCCUCACCUACUACCUGGACAUCACCAACCCUCCCCGCACCAACGUGCUCUAUGAGCUGGCGCAGUACGCCUCGGACGCCGGCGAGCAGGAGCGGCUGCGCAGGAUGGCAUCCUCCGCGCCCGAGGGCAAGGCCCUGUACCUCAGCUGGGUGCUGGAGGCCCGCAGGAACAUCCUGGCCAUCCUGCAGGACAUGCCCUCGCUGCGCCCUCCCAUCGACCACCUCUGCGAGCUGCUGCCUCGCCUGCAGGCUCGCUACUACUCCAUCGCCUCCUCCUCCAAGGUUCACCCCAACUCCAUCCACAUCUGCGCCGUGACGGUGGAGUACGAGACCAAGACAGGACGCCUGAACAGAGGGGUGGCCACCAACUGGCUGAAGGGCAAAGUGCCCACCGAGAACGGGAGCAGCCCCCUGGUGCCCAUGUACGUCCGGAAGUCGCAGUUCCGCCUGCCCUUCAAGCCCAGCACCCCUGUCAUCAUGAUCGGGCCCGGCACCGGCAUCGCCCCCUUCAUCGGCUUCAUCCAGGAGCGCGCCUGGCUCAAGCAGCAGGGCAAGGAGGUGGGCGAGACGGUGCUGUACUACGGCUGCCGGCGGGAGCGCGAGGACUACCUGUACCGGCAGGAGCUGGCUGCCUUCCAGCGGGAGGGGGUCCUCACCCAGCUCAACGUGGCCUUCUCCCGGGACCAGCCUGAGAAGGUUUAUGUCCAGCACCUGCUGAAGAAGAACAAGGAGAGCAUCUGGAAGCUGCUGAACGAGGGGAACGCUCAUGUCUACGUCUGUGGGGACGCGCGGAGCAUGGCGCGGGACGUGCAGAACACCUUCUACGAGAUCGUGGCCGAGUUCGGCAGCCUGAGCCAGCCCCAGGCCGUGGACUAUGUCAAGAAGCUGAUGACCAAGGGCCGCUACUCCCUGGACGUCUGGAGCUAGGAGCGGCGCUGGCAGGGCCGGGGAGAGAAGCGGCCCCGCGGGGGGUUAGCGCCUGCCCAGCGCCGCCCCCGGCCCGCAGUGCCCCGGGGCCGCUCCCAACCCCUCCUGGGCCCCCGCACCCCCGGGGCAGGGUCUGGACCCGCGGGUGUAGAAGGGGUCGGGAGGGGCAGGGGGUAGUGCCCAGGAGCGUGGGCGGCUCUGGCACCCCGGGGGGCACCUCGUGGCGGAGCUGCUGUGGGACAGGAGGGCUGGGCAGUGCCAGGGGCAGCCCCGGGGACUCCACCUGCACGCUCAAGUGUUGCCUUAGCCCCUGGGCUGGAGCCCAGCCUGGCCUGGGGACAGCCACGGGGUGGAGGAGCCAGCGGCCCCCAGCACUGUGGGUUUGGGGUGAGGGCAUGGCAGGGGCUUGCCAUGGCCUCCCUCACACCCUGUGUGCCCUUUGGCUAAGGGGCACAGAGCUGCCUUGUGCCACCAGCACCCCACAGCCCCCUCACUCCUGUCCCCACUGCCCGCCCUCACCGCGGGGCUUCUCUGCCCUCCAGACGAGCCCUGUCCUGGGGGGGCCCUGCAGCUGGCACCCCCCCCCGUGCCCACCCCCUCCUCAUGCUGUCUGCUCUCAUUUUUUAAAAUGCUGCUUUUAUUUUGCCACCUUUUGUGAUUCAGCCCCGGGGGAGCCCAGCUGUAAAUUAUUGAAAUACAUCUGUCCUUGGAAUACACAAA
Molecule: messenger RNA, 2981 nt
Organism: Pogoniulus pusillus (Red-fronted tinkerbird)
Lineage: Eukaryota; Metazoa; Chordata; Aves; Piciformes; Lybiidae
Product: NADPH--cytochrome P450 reductase
Exons: 17
Coding region: 249-2261 (670 amino acids)
Biological process (GO): response to hormone
Cellular component (GO): cytosol
Molecular function (GO): NADPH-hemoprotein reductase activity; flavin adenine dinucleotide binding; FMN binding
Source: RefSeq, a predicted model, not a curated record